GAAGGUGGAAGGUGACUGUUAGUAAGAUCCCCGGUGAGUUUUGGGUGGUGGGGUUCACCGAUCCACGUUAUUAUUCUGAUCACAUGGAGACAUCAACGGCUCUACUGCUCUUCGUUGCCAUCACAGCUUAUUUACUGUGGUUCACUUUCAUCUCGCGCUCGCUGCGGGGCCCACGAGUGUGGCCUUUGCUGGGUAGUCUGCCGGGGUUGAUUGAAAACUGCGACCGCAUGCAUGAUUGGAUCGCCGAGAAUCUUCGCGCGUGUGGUGGCACGUACCAAACUUGCAUCUGCCCCAUCCCUUUUCUAGCACGAAAGCAAGGGUUGGUGACUGUCACGUGUGAUCCUAAGAAUCUCGAGCACAUAUUAAAGACUCGUUUUGAUAAUUAUCCCAAGGGUCCCACUUGGCAAGCUGUGUUCCAUGAUCUACUCGGGGAAGGUAUCUUUAAUUCUGAUGGUGACACGUGGCUGUUCCAGAGGAAGACCGCUGCGCUCGAGUUCACGACUCGGACUCUACGACAAGCCAUGGGUCGAUGGGUGAACCGAGCCAUCAAGCUGCGUUUCUGUCCUAUAUUGGAAACGGCUCAAAUCGAAUCCAAGCCGGUCGAUUUUCAGGACCUGCUCCUCCGGCUCACAUUCGAUAACAUCUGUGGAUUGACGUUCGGCAAGGACCCUCAGACCCUGUCGCCCGGUCUAUCCGAGAACCGGUUCGCAUCGGCAUUCGACCGAGCCACAGAAGCCACCCUGCAACGCUUCAUCCUCCCCGAAGUCAUUUGGAAGAUGAAGAAAUGGCUUCGGCUUGGAAUGGAAGUCACCCUGAGCCAAAGUAUUCGACACAUGGAUGAUUACCUAUCCAAUGUGAUCGAGACACGUAAGCUGGAGCUCAAGCAGAAUACUGGCGGGAACCCACACGACGAUCUACUGUCCAGGUUCAUGAAGAAGAAGGAAUCCUACGCGGACUCCUUCCUCCAACACGUGGCACUCAAUUUCAUCCUAGCUGGACGUGACACGUCAUCUGUAGCUCUCAGCUGGUUCUUCUGGUUACUAACACAAAAUCCUAGGGUGGAAGAUAAGAUCUUACACGAGAUCUGUACGGUGUUGAUGGAGACACGUGGCGAUGACACGUCAAAGUGGUUGGAAGAGCCAUUGGUGUUCGAGGAAGUUGACCGGUUGUUCUACCUGAAAGCAGCACUUUCGGAAACGCUCCGGUUAUACCCGUCGGUACCACAGGACUCAAAACACGUCAUCGCCGACGAUGUGUUACCGGACGGCACGUUCUUACCGGCGGGAUCAGCGAUCACUUAUUCGAUAUAUUCAGUAGGGAGGAUGGAGUGGACGUGGGGGGAAGAUUGUAUGGAAUUCCGACCAGAGAGGUGGUUGUCGUCGGACGAGAAGAAUUACGAAGCGAAGGAUCAGUUCAAGUACGUAUCGUUUAAUGCAGGGCCAAGGAUCUGUUUGGGUAAGGACUUAGCUUAUCUCCAAAUGAAGUCUAUCGCAGCUGCGGUGUUACUCAGGCACCGGCUUAUUUUAGCACCGGGGCAUAGAGUGGAACAGAAGAUGUCGUUAACUCUCUUUAUGAAGAAUGGGCUCCUGGUUAAUGUGCACCGUAGGGAUCUGACGGCCAUCGCUGCUGCAAUUCGUAAGAAGAAGGAAGGAAUAUCUGCCGUUACUGUUAACUGUAACGGUAACGGUAACGGUAAUGGUAAUGGUCACGUGGUUGAUCAGAUGGUCGUUGGAGCUGCAUAA
This is a messenger RNA of Telopea speciosissima, 1742 nucleotides long. RefSeq names its product cytochrome P450 86A8-like. The record is from RefSeq and is a predicted model, not a curated record. Gene Ontology annotation, molecular function: iron ion binding; oxidoreductase activity, acting on paired donors, with incorporation or reduction of molecular oxygen; heme binding. Bases 84 to 1742 code for a protein of 552 amino acids. Lineage: Eukaryota; Viridiplantae; Streptophyta; Magnoliopsida; Proteales; Proteaceae. The transcript has a single exon.